Nicrophorus vespilloides is the source of this 1589-nucleotide messenger RNA. Its product is annotated as glucosylceramidase-like. Lineage: Eukaryota; Metazoa; Arthropoda; Insecta; Coleoptera; Silphidae. Gene Ontology annotation, molecular function: glucosylceramidase activity. The record is from RefSeq and is a predicted model, not a curated record. Gene Ontology annotation, biological process: glucosylceramide catabolic process.
GGCCAUUGGAUAAGUCAAAAAGUAAACUCAUAAAAACAUGCAGCGAACAUUAUUUUUUUCUAUGUUGCUUCUUUCAGCAAAUUGUAGCAAAAAAUGCAAUUCCAGAAAGUACGAUCAAGAUAGCAUCGUUUGCGUCUGUAAUGCAGAUUAUUGCGAUACCAUCGACCCUUUGGAGCCUUUACCGAAAGGUGAAUAUGCUGUGUAUACUUCGGAUAAAAAUGGGAUGAGAUUCGAGAAGGUUUCCAAUAGAUUCACGAGUUUGACCAAUCAGAAAACGGUGAAAAUCAAUAGGAAUAAUCGUUACCAAGAGAUUAUCGGUUUCGGAGGAGCGUUCACAGAUGCAACCGGCAUAAAUAUCAAUUCGUUAAACGCAAAAGCCGGAACAAAUUUGUUAAAAUCAUAUUUCUCCAAAGAGGGAAUUGAAUAUAACAUGGGUCGUGUUCCCAUUGGUGGGACCGACUUUUCAACGCACGGAUAUUCGUAUAUGGAUGAUAACGAAAGCAUUGAAACGCACUUUACCGUCCGCAAUUUCACUUUGGCCAAAGAAGAUUUCAACUAUAAAAUACCGUUAAUUAAAGAGUCCGAGUUAAUUCUUGGACGAAAAUUGAAGUUGUUCGCUUCUGCGUGGACCUCACCGAAGGCGUGGAAAACCAACGGGAAAUAUUAUGGACUCGGUUAUUUGCGUAAGACGAAUUUCCAAGAUUGGGCCGAUUUUUUGGGGCAUCUCCACAGGGAAUGAACCUUUGAACUAUUUGUUACCGUUCAUUAAAAUCCCGACGGUUCCAUUCUUCUGGAACAAUCAAGUUGAAUGGAUCAACGAACACAUGGGUCCCACGUUGAGAAAAUCAAAGUUCUCGGAAACGAAAUUGAUUGGUUUGGAUGAUCAAAGGACUUUUGUUCCUCUCUUAGAAUUACAAUUAUUGAAUAACGUGACGAGAGGAUUCAUAGAUGGUGUAGGUGUACAUUGGUACAUGGAUAAGUAUAUACCUAAUAGCGUUAUUUCAAAUUUCCACAGGAAAUACCCUGAAAAGUUCAUGUUUGCUUCAGAGGCUUGCAUUUCAUCUGAGCCUGUUGUUCUUGGUUCUUGGGACAGAGCUGAACGAUACGCAGAUAACAUCAUAGACGAUUUGCUCAACUUCAUGGGUGGUUGGGUGGACUGGAACAUGGUUUUAAAUGUGAAAGGAGGUCCGACUUACAUCAAUAAUUUCGUAGAUUCUCCGAUCCUCGUAGACUCUUCUGCAGGAGAAUUCUACAAGCAACCCACAUUCUAUGCGAUUGGUCAUUUCUCCAAAUUCUUGCCCGAAAGAUCCAUACACAUCGACGUCGAAAAACAGCGAGGAUUGAAAAUCGUCGCAUUCGAAAGACCCGAUAACGGCACGGCGAUCAUCAUUUUAAAUAAGAAAAUCAAAAGCAGAGCGUUGAAACUGGCCGACCCAGAUCGAGGAGAAAUCAUCCUAAAUGUAGCUCCAAAAUCAGUAUCAACCAUAGUUUAUUGGUAAAGAUCAACAAUAUUAAACCCUUUAUUUUUAUUAACAAUUUCGUUUGUACAAUCCCGUUUAUCAUUUAUAAUCCCAAAACGAAGAAUCAAU